Messenger RNA from Chiloscyllium plagiosum (whitespotted bambooshark), 3369 nucleotides. Lineage: Eukaryota; Metazoa; Chordata; Chondrichthyes; Orectolobiformes; Hemiscylliidae. The record is from RefSeq and is a predicted model, not a curated record.
AUGCUGAGAAAUAUUCGUUUAUUUUGGCAGGAGCCCCCAGCUGAGAACAUGAUUGCUAGGCCUGCCCCUGAAAUUGAAGAGCCAGGUUCCUGCAGCAAAAAGCAUUCCAGUCGACUUUGCUUUCCAUUGCUUGCUACGAAGAAAUAUGCAAUAUAUAGACUUGUACAAUUUUUUUCACAACAGUACGUAACUUCAACAUUAAUGACAGAUUUUGAGAGAUUAUUACAGAUUUUCAGGUCUUGCUCCAGAGAUCCCACGCAGUCUGUCCUUAAUAGAGUCAAAGAGAUGGGUGAAAUAUUUUGUCAUCAUUACACACAGUCUACCAAGGAUCACUCUGGCUUCUCAAUAGACAGUACUAUCAGGCGCCUUCGACUUGCAGAAGUUCUUUACUAUAAAGUCCUGGAGACAGUUAUUGAGCAAGAAAAGAGGAGAUUAGGAGAUAUAGAUCUGACUGGUAUAUUGGAACAAGAUAUAUUUCACCGAUCUCUUCUGGCUUGCUGCCUUGAAAUAGUUAUCUUUUCUUAUAAACCUCCAGGGGACUAUUCAUGGAUCAUUGACAUCUAUGACCUUCCACCCUAUCACUUUUACAAGGUGAUAGAAGUACUUAUAAGAGCAGAGGAUGGUCUCUUCAGGGAGGUAGUGAAACACCUAAAUCAUAUUGAGGAAACAAUUCUGGAAAAUAUGGCAUGGAAACAAGAAUCACCCCUUUGGGAUGGAAUUAAAGAUGCAGAAAACAAGGUUCCAACAUGUGAGGAGGUGAUGCCACCACAUUACUUUGAAAAUCUGGAAAACACAGGAAGCAGUGAGAUGUAUUCUCCCAUUACCCCUACACGACUUAAGGAGGUUCACACUGAGAGUGGCAAGAAAGAAACCAUUGCAUCGCCCACCACAUUGCAUGAUCGAUACAGCUCUCCAACAGCAAGUAAUGCAAGGAGGAGACUCUUCAUGGACAGUGACAACAGUCCUGACCCUUCAAGCAACUCCCUCAGAAAUUCCCAGCAACAAACUGUACCAGUCCAGAAUGUGGCUAGUGAGACUGUUUCUAUUGCACAUGUCCCUGGUCAGACUUUAGUAACCAUGGCAACUGCGACUGUUACAGCUACCAAUGGACAAACUGUUACUAUACCAGUUCAAGGUAUCGCAAAUGAAAAUGGAGGAAUUACUUUCAUCCCAGUUCAACUCAGUGUUACAGGACAGGCCCAGUCUGUGACAAACUCCAUUCAACCCCUUACUGCUCAGACUCUUGCCAGUAGUCACCAGUUACCCGGAACUACAGUGCAGAUUGCUGGACAGGUAUCAAUGCAGCAAUCCCCAGGACAGAGACAAAAUCAAUGCCAAAUAGCAAUGAGCAGCAAACCCAAAAAGACCGGCUCAGUAGCUCUGUUCUUUAGAAAGGUUUAUCAUUUGGCAAGUAUUCGUCUGCGUGAUCUCUGUGCAAAACUGGAUAUUACUGAUGAUUUGAGGAGGAAAAUCUGGACAUGUUUUGAAUAUUCUUUGGUCAACUGCACUGAUCUGAUGGUUGAUAGGCACUUAGAUCAGCUGCUGAUGUGUGCUGUUUACAUAAUGUCCAAGGUAACAAAAGAGGAUAGAUCCUUCCAGAACAUUAUGCGUAGCUAUCGAACACAACCGCAGGCCAGCAGCAAUAUUUACAGAAGUGUGCUGCUAAAAGCUCGAAGACGACGGACCUCAGGUAGCAGUGACAGUAGUGGUCGCCAGGGCUCGCCAACUGAGACUAGCAGAGACAGGACUAGCAGAGACUCUAGCCCAAACAUGAGGUCUAGCAGUACACUUCCUGUGCCUCAACCUAGCAGUGCACCACCUACACCAACGCGACUAGCUGGAGCAAACAGUGAUAUGGAAGAGGAGGAGAGGGGUGAUCUCAUUCAAUUCUACAAUAAUAUCUACAUCAGAAGAGUCAAAGCAUUUGCGUUGAAAUAUUCCUCAUCAAAUAUAGAGAAUGGGAAUGAAGCUCCAACUUUAUCACCCUUCCCAUCUGUAAGGACAGGAUCACCACGCAGAGUCUUACUAUCUCAGCAUCACUCCAUUUAUAUAUCACCUCACAAGAACGGAGGUUCACUCUCACCAAGAGAAAAAAUGUUUUACUGUUUUAGCAAAAGUCCAUCAAAGAGACUGAGAGACAUCAACAGCAUGAUUAAGUCUGGUGAAUCACCAACCAAGAAGCGUGGCUUAUCAUUGGAUGACAGCAAUGAAUUGCCAGCUAAGCGGAUUUGUCAGGAAAACCACACUGCAUUGUAUAGGCGUUUGCAGGAUGUAGCCAAUGACAGAGGAUCUCACUGAUCCAGUGUGAGGUGUCAACCUCAGUUGCUGUGAAUAGUUUCCUUUCCUUAAUCUUAACCUGGAAAGCAAACCACAAAAGAUUACAGCUGAGCUUAAAGCUUUGUGAAGGUUAUACAGGCAAUGAACACAGCAUAGGAAAUCACAAAUUGCAAGUGACCAAGAUUUUGAUCCUUUGAACACACCAAUCUCUUGCUUUCACAAGCUAUUUGUGCUUUUUUUAAAAAAAAGAUCUGACAUUUGAAGGCAGAGUGAAUUUUUAGGUUGAGAAAGAUUGCUGAAGCAUUAAAAAUGUUUCCAAUUGAUUUAAAAGCUUUUAAAGCAGGUUUAGGACAGCAUACACAUCAUACCAAAUUUAAUUAUAGCAUUAACUUUCAUGUUGAAAAUUAAAUUUUAACUGGGUAUUUGAAAACAAACUAUAAAAAUCUGUCAAAUCAGAAAAAAAAUGUUCCAGUGUUGUACUUUUGUUACACUGGAAGAAACUCUUGGAGGUAAAUUUUCAUCUCCACACAGCAUUCCAAAACAAGGCCAUGUAUUAUGUAUACACAUAGAUGGUGCACUAAUGUAUAGUUAUGAUUACUAUUAUGGUGUGCACAGAAUUGGCAGCUAUCUUGCAUACAAUUAGUCUGGAAGAUUAGUAUAUGUAGGAGUAGUAUGUUAUUGAUGCACUAAGUGCUGAAAGAUCCUUACAGCAAAUACAUAAGAUGUAUAGUGAACAUUAAGCAGUAGACUAAAUAUUCAAGGGAAUAUCCUUAUAGCUACAUGGCAUUUUAUCAUAUUGUAAAAAAGGUCCUAGUCAUUCCUUAUGAAUCAGUGUACUUUCAUCAAUUGAAUAUCUAAGUAAAUAGAAGCAAGACUUCAGUAGAGCAGAAGGAAUUAUUCUAACUUAAUAGGAUACAUUGUGAUGUUUUCAUCUUCAUCAAAUGGGUUGAAUAUAAACCAAGUGAAUAUAAUCAUUUGGAAAUAGGAACAGUGUGUAGGUUUAAACACCAUUGGUUCUCUUCAACAGUGCCAAUCCACAGAUCAGGACUUCAAUUCAAAACUAUACAAGAGAAUAUAAACUGUCGAAAAAUU